AUGCUUCAGGCUCAGCAUCUUUAUUCGCAUCAGCAGCAGUAUAACCAGCAUGACCAACCCUCCUGGCAGCAUGCUGGUCCACAAUCCAAUCUGCAGGGUUUGAGUCAUGGUCAACAACAUUCUCAAGCACAGGCCGCUGCUGCUGCUGCCGCCGCAGCCCAACAGCAGCAUUACAAUCGGAUCGCUAUUAACCAAUCACACUCGCAAAACAAUAAUCGUCAAUCCUCGGGCGACAACGCCUCGGCCACAAUAGGUGCCUCGCUGACCGCCAUGAACGAGCAAGGAUCCCCGGGCAUGGAGCAACAGCUAUCAGAGGAGAACCGCAAGGUCUUACAAUGGGUUGCAGAAUUAAUGGAUCCUGCCAGAAGAGAAGGAGCUUUGAUGGAAUUGAGCAAGAAGAGAGAGCAAGUCCCGGAGCUUGCUCUGGUUCUUUGGCACAGCUUCGGAGUCAUGACCAGUCUGCUUCAGGAGAUUAUUUCGGUCUAUCCUCUGUUGAAUCCGAGCCAGCUCACUGCCGCUGCCAGCAACCGCGUCUGUAAUGCCCUGGCCCUCCUGCAAUGCGUUGCUAGUCACAAUGAGACUCGCGGUCUCUUUCUAAAUGCACACAUCCCGCUCUUCCUCUACCCCUUCCUCAACACAACGUCGAAAUCCAGACCCUUCGAAUACCUCAGACUGACCUCCUUGGGCGUCAUCGGUGCCCUGGUCAAGAACGAGCCAUCCAACAACAAUUCUUCGCCCACCAUUACCUUCUUGCUGACCACUGAGAUCAUCCCCCUCUGCCUGCGUAUCAUGGAGACGGGCAGCGAGCUUUCAAAGACUGUGGCCAUUUUCAUUGUCCAGAAGAUUCUUCUAGAUGACACUGGGCUCGGCUACAUAUGCGCGACAUACGAACGCUUCUAUGCCGUUGGAACUGUCUUGAGCAACAUGGUUAUUGGCUUGGUCGAGACACAGACGGUGCGGCUCUUGAAACACGUUGUUCGCUGCUUUUUGAGGCUUAGUGAUAAUAACCGGGCCCGGCAAGCCUUGAGACAGUGCCUCCCUGAGCCACUCCGCGAUGCAACUUUUUCCAAUGUUCUGAGGGACGACGCUGCCACCAAGCGAUGCCUUGCGCAGCUUUUGAUCAACCUAAGCGACACCGUUAGCGACACUCAGAAUGACCAAUUCGGGGACUGA
Exophiala aquamarina CBS 119918 is the source of this 1173-nucleotide messenger RNA. RefSeq lists its product as uncharacterized. Bases 1 to 1173 code for a protein of 390 amino acids. The record is from RefSeq and is a predicted model, not a curated record. Lineage: Eukaryota; Fungi; Ascomycota; Eurotiomycetes; Chaetothyriales; Herpotrichiellaceae. The transcript has 4 exons. Gene Ontology annotation, cellular component: P-body; CCR4-NOT complex; CCR4-NOT core complex. Gene Ontology annotation, biological process: negative regulation of translation; mRNA catabolic process.